Molecule: messenger RNA, 957 nt
Organism: Penicillium cataractarum
Lineage: Eukaryota; Fungi; Ascomycota; Eurotiomycetes; Eurotiales; Aspergillaceae
Product: TFIIIC subunit 6 family protein
Exons: 2
Coding region: 1-957 (318 amino acids)
Source: RefSeq, a predicted model, not a curated record
AUGGAACAACCCAUGGAUGCAGAAAUGGAUGAGUGGGAGUACGAGUAUCACUACACCGAAACAGAGUCCUUCUAUCUAAACCUAGACCUCUCCUCCGUCCACGGACCCAUCCGCCCACCACGCCGACGCCAACAAGAAGACACCACCACCAACGCAGAAGAAGACGGAUUAUCACAAUCAAUCCCACCAGAACCCUCAAUUGAAAACACCACAACCACCGAACUCUUCACGCCCCUCGAACCCACCGAACCAGAGGCUCUAGCCAACGAACGAAUCCAGAUCCUCGGUCUCCACACGUGCAACCCAAUCGUCUCAUACUGUGACCAACUCUUCAGCUGCACCUGGGCCGAUCAAAUAGGCACAGAACUGAUCUUCGCCCACCCAGACGCUCACCCAGAUACAAGCAAUGGCACGGGCCAACCCCUCCCCGCCCCACUCCUGCAGGGUCCCUCCUUCGAGCUUCUCGCCGCCAACAGCGUGAAGAUCCUCGGCCGCAAGGCCAACAUUACCUCCAGCGCUAGCUCGGGAUUGGUCGCUGAGACGCAGAUAGGGACUAGCACGAGCGUUGCGACUCCUACCUCUGCAGAUGAGACCCAGACUCCCGUGACCGCGAGUGUGCCCCGCCGCGCGAUCCAGCCCUCGCAUCAGGCGAAUUUCCUGGCGCGUCUGCAGAGUAUUAAGACGGCGAGGGGAGAGACGGAUACAGUACGGACGACUUUUAACGCGAGGCGGAAUGUGAAUAUUGCCGAUCGGUUGGGUGCGUGGGCUCGUACGGAGGCCCAGUUGGCGGAGAUUCAUGCGUUGAAUGAUCGUGCACGGAAAGGGGAUGCCGAGGCGAUUGCGGCGUUGGAACAUUUGAUGUAUGAGCUUGCGCAGCAACAGCAGCAGCGAGAGGAGGAGGAGGAGGAAGAGGAGCAGCCGUCAUCGCUGCUCCCGAUUGACCCCCAGCUCAUGUGA